AUGUCUGUGGUCCACUUUAGCAUUGACCGGCCAUUUGGCAUCUACCUCUUCAAGUAUUUUGACGCGUUGUACACUGCUGUCCUGGGAACACCGGCUACCAAAUUUGCCUUUGUGGAUGGAGUAACUCCUCUUUCAACCCUAACAGAAGUUGUCGUGAGCUGUCUCACAUACUAUGGUGUUAUCUUUGGUGGACGGUACAUCAUGCGGAAUUCUGAGCCAUUGAAGUGCAAAUUGGCCUUCCAGAUCCACAACAUUCUGAUCACAAUCGUCUCUGGUGCUCUUCUUGCCCUCAUUGUCGAACAAGUCUUGCCAAAGAUGAUCCGCCAUGGCUUCCACUAUACGGUCUGUAACUCCAAGGCCUUCACAACCGAGGUUGAAAUCUUGUAUUAUAUCAACUAUCUUAUCAAAUAUUGGGAGCUAUUGGACACCGUAUUUUUGGUUAUUAAGAAAAAGAAGCUUGAAUUCCUGCAUUACUUCCACCACAGUAUGACCAUGGCGUUGUGCUAUUCUCAGCUCACAGCAAAGACUCCAGUUUCUUGUGUUCCCAUCUGCCUGAACCUGUGUGUACAUGUAGUGAUGUACUACUACUACUACCUCACAACAACUGGAGUCAAGAUCUGGUGGAAGAAACAUCUCACAACCAUGCAGAUCUCCCAGUUUAUCAUCGACCUCUUAGUUAUCGGCGGACUUGCCUAUUCCCACUUUGCCUAUGUCUUCUUCAGAGGAAUUCUUCCCACCUCAGGAACUUGCACCGGCACUGAGACUGCGGCCAUCUUUGGAAGCGGCCUACUAACAGCCUACCUCUUACUCUUUGUCAAUUUUUACCGAACGACUUACAACGCAAAGGAGAAGGCUCUUAAAGAGCAACAAGCAGCCGCGGAACGUCUAAAGACCAAGAUGUUGCUCUAGAAAUACAAUCUCUUUCUCUCUUUCUUUUAUUCGUUCUUUCUUUAUUUCCCUUCAUGUUCCCUCUACCUAUCUCUACCUAUCUCUCUCUCUCUCUCUCUCUCUCUCUCUCUCUCUCCGUUUGCGUGUGUGUAGCUGUUCAUAUAUCAUUCAUUCAUGCUAAUCUUGUUUAUUCAAAUAUCCUCAUAAAUUCUAUUCUAUACAUUAAAAAUACAAAAAAUAAAUGACCAAAUAGGCGAGUAUUUGUUUUUUUUGCUACCUC
Phycomyces blakesleeanus NRRL 1555(-) is the source of this 1168-nucleotide messenger RNA. RefSeq lists its product as hypothetical. NCBI's taxonomy places the organism in Eukaryota, Fungi, Mucoromycota, Mucoromycetes, Mucorales, Phycomycetaceae. The transcript is spliced from 4 exons. Gene Ontology annotation, molecular function: fatty acid elongase activity. The record is from RefSeq and is a predicted model, not a curated record. Gene Ontology annotation, cellular component: endoplasmic reticulum membrane. Gene Ontology annotation, biological process: sphingolipid biosynthetic process; fatty acid elongation, monounsaturated fatty acid; very long-chain fatty acid biosynthetic process. The coding region runs from base 1 to 909 and encodes 302 amino acids.